CUGUCACCAUGGCCCACCGAUUUCCAGCCCUCACCCCAGAGCAGAAGAAGGAGCUCUCAGACAUUGCCCAGCGCAUUGUUGCCAAUGGGAAGGGCAUUCUGGCUGCAGAUGAAUCUGUAGGCACCAUGGGGAACCGCCUACAGAGGAUAAAGGUGGAAAACACUGAAGAGAACCGCAGGCAGUUCCGAGAAAUCCUCUUUACUGUUGACAAUUCCAUCAACAAGAGCAUCGGGGGAGUGAUCCUUUUCCACGAGACCCUCUAUCAGAAGGACAGCCAGGGAAAGCUGUUCAGAAACAUUCUCAAGGAGAAGGGAAUUGUGGUGGGCAUCAAGUUGGACCAAGGAGGUGCUCCCCUUGCAGGAACAAACAAGGAAACCACCAUUCAGGGGCUUGAUGGCCUCUCCGAACGCUGUGCUCAGUAUAAGAAAGACGGUGUUGACUUUGGGAAGUGGCGCGCUGUGUUGAGGAUUGCUGACCAGUGUCCCUCCAGCCUUGCUAUCCAAGAAAAUGCCAAUGCUCUGGCUCGCUAUGCCAGCAUCUGUCAGCAGAAUGGACUGGUACCUAUCGUUGAGCCAGAGGUGCUGCCUGAUGGAGACCACGACUUAGAGCACUGCCAGUAUGUUUCUGAGAAGGUCCUGGCUGCUGUCUACAAGGCCCUCAAUGAUCAUCAUGUUUACCUUGAAGGCACCCUGCUAAAACCAAACAUGGUGACUGCUGGACAUGCCUGCACCAAGAAGUAUACACCAGAGCAAGUGGCUAUGGCCACUGUCACCGCUCUCCACCGCACUGUUCCUGCAGCUGUUCCUGGUAUCUGCUUUUUGUCUGGAGGCAUGAGUGAGGAGGAUGCUACACUCAACCUCAAUGCUAUCAACCGUUGCCCUCUGCCAAAGCCCUGGAAACUGAGUUUCUCAUAUGGAAGAGCACUCCAGGCUAGUGCACUGGCUGCCUGGAGUGGCAAGGCUGAAAACAAGAAGGCAACUCAGGAAGCUUUCAUGAAGCGAGCCCUGGCCAACUGCCAGGCAGCCCAAGGACAGUAUGUUCACACAGGCUCUUCAGGUGCUGCGGCCACCCAGUCGCUCUUCACAGCCUCCUACACCUACUAGAUCCUGUCACCCACCAGCCAGCCUCCAGCUCUCCUGAGUAUUUUGCUUGGAGAGCUGAGAGGCUUCAAUCAACCCUGGGGAUUAGAUAAAGUUUGAUUGAACUGCUUAAAACACAAUAUACGUGAAUCACAAACACAGGAGAAAAGCUGAAUCAGCUGCUGAAACACGAGUAUGAGCAUGUCACACAAUAGUCUCUGAAUACCUCCAGUUCCCCGUGUUCCAGAACACGCCCCCGAGAAAGAACAGGCUUUAGAGGAAAGCCAGGCCCCCAUGCACACAGCAACUGCUGAGGGAAGCUGCUCAGAAGCUAGGGGUGGAGAAGGGCAUUUUAACAAACAUACUUACCAGGGGUUGGUUGUGAAGGAUGCACAG
Molecule: messenger RNA, 1475 nt
Organism: Peromyscus eremicus (cactus mouse)
Lineage: Eukaryota; Metazoa; Chordata; Mammalia; Rodentia; Cricetidae
Gene: Aldob
Product: aldolase, fructose-bisphosphate B
Exons: 8
Coding region: 9-1103 (364 amino acids)
Biological process (GO): glycolytic process; fructose 1,6-bisphosphate metabolic process
Cellular component (GO): cytosol
Molecular function (GO): fructose-1-phosphate aldolase activity; fructose-bisphosphate aldolase activity
Source: RefSeq, a predicted model, not a curated record